This is a messenger RNA of Ceraceosorus guamensis, 4937 nucleotides long. RefSeq lists its product as hypothetical. Gene Ontology annotation, biological process: lagging strand elongation; leading strand elongation; mitotic DNA replication initiation. The transcript has 3 exons. Lineage: Eukaryota; Fungi; Basidiomycota; Exobasidiomycetes; Ceraceosorales; Ceraceosoraceae. Gene Ontology annotation, molecular function: purine nucleotide binding; chromatin binding; DNA replication origin binding. Bases 171 to 4832 code for a protein of 1553 amino acids. Gene Ontology annotation, cellular component: alpha DNA polymerase:primase complex. The record is from RefSeq and is a predicted model, not a curated record.
CUUCACCUUUCGUCUCUUCUCCCUCGACCCAAAGCUCCGCGAUCCCUCAUCCCAACCCACAGAUUCUUCUGUCCUUUACGCCUUCAAAGCUUGACUCUCAUCUCACUGGGUCGGGUGGCGCGGCGCGCUGAUUACGAGUACACAACGGUAGCCCUACAGACUGCACGACCAUGAGCAGCAGAAAGGCCGCAGCUAGAUCCGCCUUGGCUAGACUCAAGGCAAAGAGAGAGGGUGGUGGUGGCGGUAGUGGUGGUGGUGCAGCAACCAGUAGCAAGGUUUCGGACGGCUCCGACUCUGACCGCGUGUACGAUGAGGUGUCAGAGGAUGAGUAUGCUAGCGCGGUUCGCGGUCGCAUGAUGGAGGAUGACUUCAUCGAAGAUGACGAUGGAGGCGGCUACAUGGAUGAUGGACGUGACGUGUUUGAGAACGAGGAGGGAGGCGCAUACGAUUCGGAUACGGAGGAUGAGGCUGAAUACUACGAGAGGACUGGCAGGCGCAAGCCCAAAAAGGGCACAAAAGCUGCUGCUAAUGCCGCGGCCAAGAAGACACCCGUCGCAUCCGCAUACACCAAUCAAGCUGCUUCUGCUCGGAAAAAGCCAGCACGACCCACGCUCGGCGCUCGCUCUGCCUUUCUGGGUGACAGCAGCAGCAGCAGGCCUACCAUGCGUACGACUGAAAAGGAGGAAGACUUUAUGCAAAGGCUCAUCGGCGGCCUUCAACCCGGCAACGAGCCCCCGACUCCCAGUCCCGCUUCCAGAGUGUCCCUCGCGCCCCCUCAGCAACAGCAUCAUCAGGCUCGCAAGCGUCCUCGUGGCGACUUUGGCGCAUUUCGCCCCAGCUCUGCUGCGCGAGAGAGCAGCCCUAGCAGCGGAGCUCCUUCAUCAGAUCCACCCGAGCUCGCAGAUCUAAUGCCCGGAGCUCAGGUGCACAUCUCUGGCAGCGACUCUCCCCCCUGGAACACGGUUGUCAACGAGGAUCAAGAGCAUCACGGCUUGCCCGCUCACAAACGCCCAAAAUCUACCAAGGCAGCUGCAGGACUGCCUCAGUCUGUCAACGCGAUCUCUCUGCACGUGCAGGCCGCACCAGCCAUGAUGGACGUUGAUGGGGAUGCAGAAGAUGAAGAUGACGAUGACGAUGACGGAUUCUCUAUCAGGACCAAUAAGGCUGGCGCGAGGGCACCCAUCGUGAAUGUAGCAGCCAAGCGGGCCCUUGCGACUCCGCACAGCAAACCCGUGGCGCCCCACGUAGCGCACCUCGACGAGCCUCAGCCCCCUUCUACGCCCCACACUUCUUGGCAGAAUGUCGGUGCGAAGCUCAGCAAGGUCACCUCUGCGCCUGCCCCCGACACGCCAGCGCCGAGUCGGCCAGCAGCUGCGGCUCGAGGCAAGAGCAGCGCGACAGUGCCAAGCACGCCAGCUACACCUGCAUCUACCAAGACUAUCAAUGCUUUCGAGAGCGAUGGCAGGAGUGUUCGCUUCUACUGGUUGGACUGGGUCGAGCAACAAGGCAGCGUCUUCUUGACGGGCAAAGUCAAGAAUCGCGAUACGGGCAAGUACGUCAGCGCUACGCUGGAUGUGCAAGGCGUGGAGCGUUGCGUCUAUCUGCUGCCCAAGGUGAAGCUUGACGGUACUCGCUGCGACGAGGACGAAGUGUACGACGAAUUCGACAAUAUGCGAAGCAAGUACGGUAUCAAGAACUUCCUUGCCAAGUGGGUCACGCGCAAGUACGCCUUCGAGGUGCCUGGCGUGCCCGUAGAGACGGAGUACCUCAAGAUCAAGUAUGGCUUUGACGAGCCAGAGCUUCCAGCGGAUAUCUCUGGUGCGACGUUUAGCCGCGCUUUUGGCACCGCGACAAACGCAUUCGAGCUCUUCGUCGUCAAGCGAGGCAUCAUGGGACCUUGCUGGCUGAAUGUGCGAGAUGCUCAAAUCCGCAUAGAUGGACCCGAGCUCAGCUGGACGAAGAUCGAAUUUCAAGUGGAUGAGCCAAAGUCGGUCAGCCCUUUCAAGGAUGACGACGAGACUGCACCUCGCGAAGCACCUCCCGUCACCGUCAUGAGCUUGGCAGGCAGGACAGUGAUGAAUCACGAAGCGAAUAAGAGGGAAGUUGUCUGCGUGUCUGCGCAGACUUGGCGGGAUAUGCAGCUGGAGGACCCAACACCGCCCGAAGAGCUCGAGAGCAAUUUGUUCACAGUGGUUAGACCUUUGGGCGAAAGGUUUCCCAACGGCUUCGAAGCAGAAGCCAAAGCUGGGCGGACGCGCAUCGUGGCCGUCAAGUACGAACGGAUGCUCUUGAAUCAAUUGCUGGCUCAAAUUCACCUGCAGGACCCGGACAUUAUCGUAUCUCACGAAUUUUCUGGCGUCUUUCUAGACGUCCUCCUCAAGCGCAUCGCAGAGCUCAAGGCGGAUCACUGGUCCCGCAUCGGCCGUUUUAGAAAAGCACGCAUGCCCACCAUUCGUGCAGGAUACAAGCUGGCUCUCGUAGCUGGAAGAUUGGUGUGCGACCUGGCCAGCGAAACCGCCAAAGGCAUCAUCCCCUCCGUCACCUGGUCCCUGACUGAGAUGUGCGCCACCCAUCUGAAGACGCAAAGGGAGGAUGUGGAUCCGGACGAGACGGCUGCUUUCUUCGAUUCGUUGGCACCGUCACCUGCUCGACUGCUCACUUUUGUGAGACAUUGCGAGGUGGAUGCCUUUCUGCAGAUGGCGCUCGCUUGCAAGGUGCAGAUCCUGGCGCUCACAAAGCAGCUCACCAACCUGGCUGGUAAUUCUUGGGCCAGGUGUCUCAAUGGAGGUCGCGCAGAGCGCAACGACUACAUUUUGCUGCACGACUUUCAUCGGCACAAGUACAUCUGUCCGGACAAGCCUGCCUUCUCGUCCACCUGGGAGAAGAAAAAAGCUGCGGCGAAGGCCGAUCAUGACGGGGCGGCUGGAGAGGGCGAGGAGGAAGCGAAUGCUGGCAAAGUCACCUCGAAGCAGCAGAAAUUCAAGGGAGGUCUGGUCUUUGAGCCUAAGCGGGGUUUGUACGACAAGUACAUUCUGGUCAUGGACUUCAACUCUCUGUACCCUUCCAUCAUCCAAGAGUACAACAUCGACUUUACUACGGUCGACCGGGCUGAAUGCAAUGCGAACCUGGCAGAUGUGGACCAGUUGCCCGAGCUGCCUUCCUCAGACGUGGCUCAGGGCGUUCUUCCUCGGCUCAUCGCGACUCUCGUUGCUCGUCGGCGUGGGGUCAAGAGUCUCAUGAAAGACACUCGCGCAAGCCCAGCCCAACAGCUUCAGUGGAAUAUCAAGCAAUUAGCUCUCAAGCUCACGGCCAACUCGAUGUACGGCUGUCUCGGCUUCGACAUGAGCCGAUUCUACGCUCGGCCGUUGGCUGCUUUGACCACUUUCAAAGGUCGAGAGGUGCUGAUGGCCACCAAGGAGCUGGCAGAGUCUCUAUCCCUAGACGUCAUCUACGGAGACACCGACUCGGUCAUGAUCAACACGAACGCGACGGACCUGGCACAAGCUAUGCGUAUCGGUGCAGAGUUUAGGAAAAAGGUCAAUGAGAGGUAUCGUCUGCUCGAGAUCGACAUUGAUGGUGUCUUCCAGCGCAUGUUGCUCGUUCAGAAGAAAAAGUAUGCUGCUAUCAAGGUGGAGGAUAAUGGUGCCAAGACGAGCACGGAGGUCAAGGGGUUGGAUCAGAAGCGAAGAGAGUACUGCGCACUCGCAAAAAAUGUUUCCAACUACGUCCUAGAGCAAAUUCUGUCGGGCGAGGCAACCGAGACGGUCGUCGCCAAGAUCCACGAAUACCUCUGCCAGAUUGGAGAUGAGGUACGCGAAUCCAAGAUAGACCUGGAAGACUACAUCAUCUACAAGCAACUAGGCAAGAAUCCCUCCGAGUACAAUCCUAGCGUCGCCCUGCCUCACGUCAAGGUCGCGUUGCGAGCAAUCGAAAAGGGUGAGAGCGCACGUGCAGGAGACGUCAUUCCCUACGUGUUUUGUCUCGGGGAAGACGGCUCGAGCGCAUCCAAAUCUGCGCAAGCCGAUCGAGCUUUUAGUCCCAACGAUCUCAGAAGGCAAGGCUCGACGCUAAAGAUCGACUUUGAGCACUACUUGGCUCUCCAGAUUUUGCCGCCAAUCGAAAGGCUGUGCGAGAAUAUUGAAGGCACGGAUCGAAUGCGUCUAGCAGAGUGCCUAGGUCUCGAUGCUUCUCGCUACGCCUCGCACACCACCUCUGCUGCUGAGAGCGGAGCAGGCAGGGAAUUUAGCACCCUGGACAGCCAAGUUCCAGACGAAGUCAAGUUUGCCUCUUGCGAAGCGCUCCGAUUCAAGUGCUCCAGCUGCGGUCAACAUUCUACCUUUGAAGGCUUGAUGGCUUCCAACGGCAUGCUGCAACGCACGGGCAUCGCGUGCACGCACGAAAGCUGCUGCGCAUCCUUUGGCCUGGCAAGCCUGGCCAUACAGCUGGAGCAACAGAUCAGGCAGUACAUUGCGCGCUUCUACGAGGGUUGGAGCGUCUGCACCGAACCGACUUGCGGCGCCGUCACUCGAUUGGCUGGAGUGUAUGCGCGAAGAUGUCUGGUGUCGGGAUGUCGUGGCAAGACGGAGCUAAAGUACAGCGAUAAGGCGCUCUACACUCAGCUGUGCUUCUUGUCCUCCUUGUUCGAUGCGGACAGGUGUCGCGAAAACUCCAAAGGUCGUGCGAAUCAUGCCGAUGUCGUCGCUUGCUCCACGAUCAGCGCCAAGGAGCUCGCGCAUCUCUACAACAUCGUCGACAAGUACCUCCAGCGGUCGGGCAGGCGCUUUGUUGGCUUGGAGAAGCUCUUCCGGUCUCUGUAUGUCCGCAGCUCGUGAUCACGUACCAGGCAUCCCUUCCCCAUGUAGCGCGCGCGCGCGCGCUUUACACGAUCUGCUGUUGCUUUGGCAAGACUCAGCAAAUGCAUUACUAUCAUCAUCAUC